GAGUGUCGCUCCCUGGAGGUCACAAGAGGAGGAGGAGGAGGAAGUAUCAGCUGUUGGCGGUGUGCUGUGCGGUCAGCUGUGGGAGGCAACACGUGUGCUGCAGAGGGCUUGACAGGGUGGAUGGGGACAGGGACUACUUCAGACCUGCCUCCACCCCAGACACUCCCGUCUACGGCCACACCCUGACACUACACAAGUGUUGUAAACAGCUGGAAUAGAUUGCCCAUGUUGGCACGGACGGUGUUGGUGACGGGCUGCAGCCGUGGCCUGGGGCUGGAGAUGGUGAGGCAGCUGGCCGAGGCUAACACCCCCCCAGAGGUCAUCAUAGCAGCCUGCAGGAAGCCACAGGAUGCUCAGGAGCUUCAUCAGCUGUGCAAGAGUCACCAGGGAGUCCACACACUCAAGCUUGAUGUGGCCGAUGAGCAGAGUCACUCAGAGGCAGUAGCAGCAGUGGGCCAGCUGGUGGGCGGGCGAGGCCUCAACCUGCUGAUUAACAACGCCGGUGUGGCCCCGCGCUCCACACGCAUCAACAUGGUCAGGUGGCAGCAGAUGGUGGACACCUUCACGGUCAACGCUGUGGCGCCGGUCAUGCUCUCAAAGGCUUUGCUUCCUCAACUGAAGGCUGCGGCCGCACUCACGGAGGGGAGCGACCUGUCGGUGCAGCGAGCGGCCAUCAUCAACAUAUCCUCAAUCCUCGGCUCCAUCCAGAACAACGACCAAGGUGGACUCUACCCGUACAGGGCCAGCAAGGCGGCACUGAAUGCGAUCACCAAGUCCCUGAGUAUUGACCUGAGGGACAGCAACAUCCUGGUGGGCAGUGUGUGUCCUGGCUGGGUGCAGACGGACAUGGGUGGCCGCAACGCUCCCCUCACACCGGCACAGAGCAUUGCCAACAUCCUGCGUCUCCUCGGCUCAAUGAACGAUGCACACCAUGGACAGUUUUACCAGCAGGAUGGCACCAAGCUACCCUGGUGAUUGAUGUUUGUCAAGAUGGUUGUUUUACUAGUUAGAGGCUGCCAAGGACCUGAGGACAGCAUGUAGGCUCAACACUGAUGGACAGACCAACACAAGUGGCUCAAGAAGUUCAGCCGUCCAGUCCAGUGUGAGCCUUGCUGUGUUGGUGCCAAACUUUGUGUACAUAAGAGAAAAGAGAGUUCUCGUCCCAUGUUACAGAGCCCUGCACUGCUUCUGUUGCCCAGCCAGCCUGGCAGGGACUUCCGGGUACUCUUCAGCAUCUCCCAGAGACAAAGCCACUCCUGGACCUUGGGUGUUAUGCAAACUGCAGCUUUGAUAUAAACUUUAUUCAACAUAUAAUA
Messenger RNA from Eriocheir sinensis (Chinese mitten crab), 1316 nucleotides. RefSeq names its product C-factor-like (gene sni). Bases 226 to 975 code for a protein of 249 amino acids. The record is from RefSeq and is a predicted model, not a curated record. The transcript is spliced from 9 exons. NCBI's taxonomy places the organism in Eukaryota, Metazoa, Arthropoda, Malacostraca, Decapoda, Varunidae.